AACUUGAGUAUGCUUAAAUGAGCAAAUGAACGAAAAUGCAAGAACGAACGAAAAUAGUGCACGACUCACACAACGUACAAAAUUUGCGUCAGCUGCUAAGUGCACGCGUGAUGCGUCAGACGUGCAUCGCUUGCGCAUCACGGGUGGCGAGACGGCAGACAGACAGGCGCUCGCUGGGCGGGGCAGAGACGCAGCGCGAUCAGCUGAGAGCGCACUCUCAUUGCAGCAGAUAUGCCCUUCAUGGGACGUGAUUGGCGAGCUCCGGGUGAAACCUGGGUUCGAACCCCGCACACGAAUGGUUGGGAACGUUCCAAACUUAGACCUAUACAGAUCAUAUCUGAUGCAAUUCCAAUACCAGGUGCUAUACCUGAAAAUGAAAUUUGUCACACAAAUUCGUCCACUUCAUUACUGAGUUUGGACAGUGGUACUGGAAGCCGAAGCGGAUCCUUGUCUGAAGAUCCUAUCUCUGAACUCGAAGAUGGAUGGAUCCCACAUUGCUUCGUGAAAAGCAAAUCAAAAGAGUUUAUUGGAUGCACCAGCAUUAGCGAGGCUUUUCAUCGACUCGAUCUUGCACGAGCUGUUUCCGAUGUGCGCCGUUUCUCCUACAUUGCCAAGGUGGUGGAGAUCCUUGUACAAGAGAAAGUCCAGAAUUUGUCCGGAAAUGCAAGAAAGUCACUUGUGGGCAUUUUGACUGCUAUAGUUCUACACUCCUCAGAAGAAGAUGUACACGUAACAACUGCCAGAGAACUGGUCCAGCAGUUCGGACAAGCCCUUGAGGGUCAUGUUUGUGGAUCGCCACAGCUGGUCUCACGCCAUCAACAUACCGCUAAUUCACUUCUUGAUGUGAUUUCGGAUCGACAGCCGAAAUCUGUAACUUCGGCCGAAGAGACUAGUGUCACAUUCCUCGAUUUGCCCAGAGAGAUCCUCACGCUAGUGCUCAGGCGCCUUCCAGAUGAUAAAUCUCUUCUGGAAAUUGCUAAGGCUCACGAAGCUCUGCAAAGCAUAAUUGAUCGUGAAGAUCGCCUUUGGCAAUCACUUUGUGAAUUCCAUUUCACUACUUCACAAAUCGAUCAAAGGAAAACGUCAGAGAAAACUUGGAGAAAGACAUUCUUUGAGCUCAAGAAAUACAAUGGAAUCCGCGAGGUGGGCCACAAUUCUUUUUUUUUAUCAAAGAUAAAAGAGGAAGAAAAGAGCCUCGGCCACCCAUGUCUCCGACCCGGUUCUCCAUCUGUCCGAGUCACCCCACAACAGUUUGUCGACAUGCUCAUCUACCUCUGA
Messenger RNA from Cylicocyclus nassatus, 1278 nucleotides. Lineage: Eukaryota; Metazoa; Nematoda; Chromadorea; Rhabditida; Strongylidae. The record is from the annotation of a GenBank genome assembly.